Messenger RNA from Plectropomus leopardus (leopard coralgrouper), 3844 nucleotides. RefSeq names its product xylosyltransferase II (gene xylt2). Gene Ontology annotation, biological process: heparan sulfate proteoglycan biosynthetic process; chondroitin sulfate proteoglycan biosynthetic process. NCBI's taxonomy places the organism in Eukaryota, Metazoa, Chordata, Actinopteri, Perciformes, Serranidae. Gene Ontology annotation, molecular function: protein xylosyltransferase activity. The record is from RefSeq and is a predicted model, not a curated record. Gene Ontology annotation, cellular component: membrane.
AUGGUGGCCAGCGCUCGAGUACAGAAGCUGCUCCGACGAUAUAAACUAGCGAUUGCCGCCGCGUUGACUAUCCUCCUGGUCCAAGGACUUGUGGUAUGGAGUCUGAGAAGUCUGGAAGAAGGCGAGGCAGAGAGAAAAACACGACGAUCUAAGCUGCCUGACCACAACAGCCAGGACCCUAAAAGAGACACCGCACUUUGGGAGAAACAAAACUCUUUGUCUGGGAGGAACAGGGGCAGAUGGAGCGGCAGGUCGGAGAGGAUAGGAGGAACAGCAGCCAGUGCGCUGAGGAGAGGGACCGGCCACAAAGGAGAAAAGCCCAGCAGCAGGCUGAGGUCUCCACAGGAGCGGGGGAUGACAGGAGUUGGUUUGGAAGGUGUGGUCCUACAUGAUCUGUCCAGCAGUCGUAACUUCAGCGAGACCCGCGGUGGCACUGAUGGGGCAGCCAAGUUACCCGCUGCCGCCAUACUGGGGGAGCCAGGCAGCGUGGACGGGGCGCACCAAGCCCCCAGCAGUGACUUUGUGCCUAAAUGUGACAUCAUAGGCAAGGACGCGCUGUCUGCCCUUCAUCGCGCUGGUUCACAGCAGUGCCGACAGGAGAUCGCCAACAUCGUGUGUCAGCAUCAGGCCGGGAAGCUCAUGCCAGACGCACUUCCUCAGUUCUGCCCCCAGCUCGGUAUAUCAAAUCAAGCUCAGGCUGUUGGCGAGCUGGACAACAUCCUGUCCAAAGUGGAGAACCCCGUCAGAGUUGCUUUCGUUCUGAUGGUCCAUGGCCGUGCUGUACGGCAGCUCAAGCGCCUCAUCAAAGCCAUCUAUCACCAAGACCACUACUACUACAUCCAUGUGGACAAGCGGUCUGGCUACAUGCAUCGGGAGGUCCUGCAGAUAGCCCAGCAGUACCCAAACAUAAGGGCCACGCCGUGGCGGAUGGUUACCAUCUGGGGUGGUGCAAGCCUUCUGAAGGCCUACCUACGCAGCAUGCAGGACCUGCUCUCCAUGCUGGACUGGAAGUGGGAUUUUUUCAUCAACCUCAGCGCUACAGAUUUUCCCACCAGGACCAAUGAUGAACUGGUUGCGUUUCUGUCACAGCAAAGAGACAAGAACUUCCUCAAGUCCCACGGGAGAGAAAACGCCCGGUUUAUCAAGAAGCAGGGCCUUGACCGUCUUUUCCACGAGUGUGACAACCACAUGUGGCGUCUCGGAGAACGCAGCAUCCCAGAAGGCCUGGAGGUCUCAGGUGGCUCUGAUUGGUUUGCGCUCACCCACCGCUUCGUGGAGUACGUCAUCAACUCCCAGGAUGACCUGGUGUCUGGGCUGAAGCAGUUCUAUUCGUACGCCCUGCUCCCCGCUGAGUCCUUCUUUCACACGGUGCUCGGGAACAGUCACAUGUGUGACACUCUUGUGGACAACAACCUGCGUGUCACCAACUGGAACCGUAAGCUGGGAUGUAAAUGCCAGUACAAGCACAUUGUGGACUGGUGUGGCUGCUCUCCCAAUGAUUUCAAACCACAAGACCUCAUCCGGAUCCAGCAAUUGACCCGUCCGACAUUCUUUGCCCGCAAGUUUGAGUCAACAGUGAACCAGGAGGCCAUAGACAUCCUGGACACUCACCUGUAUGGCCAGUACGCUCCGGGCACUGUUGCCAUCAAGGCGUACUGGGAGAGCUUGUUUGAGCAGCUGGACGGCGUGGGCUCACUCAGUGACACGGCGCUCACUGCUUACAAUGCUUUCUUUCGCCUGGGCCUAAAGAAUCUGGUGACUACUCAGAGCAACAUGGAGACCUGCAGGUUUGAGCCAGUGGGCUACCCUCUAUCAGUGCACGUGUACUUUUAUGACGACCGUUUCCAAGGAUAUCUGGUGCGUCAGGAAGUCCAGGCUGUGGGUUCGAAGGUCAGGGAGACACUAGAGAUGUGGGCAGUGCCUCAAGCAUCGCUUGUCCUUGAGACAAACCUCAAGGAGUUUGAAAGGCUCAAGAAUUUGGAGAUCGGCACAGAGUGGGAUCCUAAAGAAAGAAUCUUCCGUAACUUCGGUGGCGUCAUCGGUCCUUUGAAUGAACCACUUGCAGUCCAGAAGUGGGCACGUGGCCCCAACCUCACAGCCACUAUUGUGUGGAUCGAUCCAGCUCUGGUGGUCGCAGCAUCUUAUGACAUUACAGUGGACGUGGAUGCAGAGUACACCCAGUACAAACCCCCAUUGCAACGCCCCCUGCGGCCUGGCACCUGGACGGUACGGGUGUUAAAACAAUGGGAGCGCGUGGCGGAAGUUCGCUUCCUUGUCAUGCCCUUGACCUUCAAAGAUAAGGAGCCGCUACGCAAAGAAGAGGACAGCUGGCUCCACGCAGGUCCUCCAGGUAACCUGUACCUGGAGCAGAGCUUCCAGCAGCUGAGUUCUGUGCUGAAGCUGCCUCCGCAGGAGCCCGCCAUGCACGAGGCUCAGCGGAAAGCCCAGCUCGUGGGUCAGGCCCUGGAAGCGUGGGUGGACAGCAGCAUAGGGGCCUACUGGGUUACAGGCGGCCUUUGCGCCACACAGACUUCCUCUUGCCCAGCAAUUGGACUUUGCUCCAAGACGUCCUGGAGCUCUCUGUCCCCGGACCCCAAGUCUGAACUGGCCCCAGUCAAAAGUGAUGGGCGGAUCAGGUAGCCCCCAGAGAGGAGAGACUGUAGAUUUCAAUGCAUACACAGGAUGAGUGAGGGAGAGCUGGACCUGGACUGCAGAGCUCCGAAAGAACCUGUGUGAACCGGAUAUUGUCUCCGAGCUCAAGGGCACAUAAACAAAGAGACAUCCUCCUGCGCUGAGGAGUCGAGACAUUCUCAGUGAAGCGGUACUCAAAAGAGGAGGACGUGACUGCAGGAAAUUUGCACAUAGAAGUUUGCGAGCGCAAAGGCUCGUGUCAUCGUUUGCUGAAUGGUUACACGGACGCCAGAUGUAUAAUGUUAUUUUGCUGGCACACAGGUUUUCAGUCAAAAAACCCCUCAGCGCAUGUUUGAACUCUGUGUGGGCGCACAGUUUUCCUCUGCUUUGAAAGAAUCAGAGAGCAGUUGUCAAAACUCAACAACAGGCUCCUCUUCAUUUCAAGGGAGAGUGGAGCCUCUGAAUCAUAUUAUUGUGCUUAUUUUGAAGCAUUAUUAUGUAAGCAUAAGGAGCAGACAGAUGAAGUGCACUUUACUGUAAGACGAUGUUACACAGAGGUCACUGGUUACAGUGAAAGGAGCAGAAGUUAGAGUCACGGAUGAGGUCACAUCAGUUUCAUUUUGCAGUAGACUCAAAAGCAAACGCCUGCGCCGUCACUCCCCUGCACAGACACAUCACUAAAUAUUCUGUUACCUGUGUUAGGAAAAGACAAGGAAAGAGAGUAUAGAGAGAGUGUUUUUUUAGUUCUCUUUACUGUGACAUCAUUUUUGAGCAUUAUUUUUUAUUUUUUUACUGUAUUUGUUUUGUCUGUUUCCCGAACCGAAAGUGUUUAGUUGUCUUUAAUGUCCAUUGUUUCCAAGCCUCAAAGUUGUUUUUCUGGUCAAAGGAAGUGCCUAGACACAGAUAGCAAGGGUACGUUCAAAAUUCCCUUAAAAUAAAUGAUAAAACAAGCUACAGCUUUAUAGCAACAAACAAGAAAGACCACUGAUAUUUUAAAACUUUAGAACAAGCGACUAAUUGGCCCUUAAGCUGGGAUGGUUUUUAAGCUCAAGAAUUAACUGUAAAGGUGAAAUCCUCUGCGACAAUUUAGUGUUUUUUUUGUCUCCAGAAAUCUUUUGAGCUAAGGCCAACUUAGCAAGGUGAAGAAAAUUUGGAUUUCACUUCAAUUGUUUUGUUUGCUUUCUUUUCCAGAGGUAAAUGAGAAUGAGACAGC